This is a messenger RNA of Melanotaenia boesemani (Boeseman's rainbowfish), 2952 nucleotides long. It is a transcript of the gene phf24, whose product is annotated as PHD finger protein 24. Gene Ontology annotation, molecular function: calcium ion binding. The record is from RefSeq and is a predicted model, not a curated record. The transcript is spliced from 8 exons. The coding region runs from base 433 to 1665 and encodes 410 amino acids. Lineage: Eukaryota; Metazoa; Chordata; Actinopteri; Atheriniformes; Melanotaeniidae.
CCGUGAUUUAACUUCGAUGACCGGCUGUGAGUGUGCACCGAGAUCUCCUCCCGCCUGAACUGACUGCCAGCAGGCUGCGUGUCUCCUCAGAUGCUGAGGGAGGAGUGUGUGUGUGUGUGUUUGUGUGCUCGUGUGUGUAUUGGAGGGGUGGAAAAAAAAAUUCAGCACCGGAGCUGUCCGCCGCUGUCUUGGAAGAGACUCCCUGCCAAAAGAGAGGGAGCUGCUACCGACUGCAAUUUUUCUCUGUGAGACCGAGAGCAGAGGGAUAAUAAACUGCCAUUCAUCUUCACCGCGGGGGCUACCGACGGCCGAGUAAAGGCGAACGUACUUCAUUCGAGCCAAGUCUUGCCAUGCUGGACGGCCGGUAUUGAGACGGGAAGGAUAAAGUCUUCAAUAAGUCGCGCUGAGCAGCAGUCUACCCUUUACGCAGCCAUGGGAGUGCUUAUGUCAAAGAAGCAGCAGGUGGAGAAGGUCCAAAAAUGCAGUGCUGUCGUUUCUGCCUUCCAGGCGGGCAUUAAGGAUCGUGCUGUUGUUGCUAAACAAGCAGAAAGUGAAGUGGAGGAAGGUGAAGGGUCUGCCAAGACUUCUGUAAAUCUUGACCAGAAAAAGACGGAAGAGGUGGAGCAAGAGGGGACAGACAAGAAUGCUGGUCCAUCAACCUCCCAACAGGCUUCUGUUCCUGUAAGAGAUGAAUGUAAAGUCAACCAGGAAGCUUGGUCGAGGUUACGGGAUGGGAAAGGAGUGGAGCCAGAAGACCUUGACAAGAGCCAUCAGCUAACGCCUCCUGCUUUUGUGCGACCGAAAAGGGAAGCUGACGAUGACCAACCUGUAGAUGUGGAGCUGGAAAAGAAAGAGCAGCCACCAAGUGAUGAGAUGUGCGACGUUUGUGAAGUCUGGACGGCCGACGACCUGUACCCCUGCAGGAUCUGCACACGGGUGUUCCAUGACGGCUGCCUGAGGGAAUUAGGCUACCUGCGUGCUGAGGCCUUGCAGGAGAUGAGAGAUACUGCCCACACUGUCACUGGCUGGAGCUGCUACUACUGUGACAAUCUGAAUCUACUUCUAACUGAAGAAGAGAUGUAUAGCCUAAUGGAGACAUUUAAGCAGUGCAAAAUCAUCCCAGAGUCAUGCCUGGUGUCAGAUGAGUUGCUGCAGUACCGCCACUUUGCAUCCAAGCAGCAGUUUGAUAAGGACCUGACUGAUGAGCAAGAAGAGGAGGUUUUGGCCCAGUUUGCUGCUCUGGAUCCUGAGAAGAAGGGUCAAAUUGAAUGGUCAGACUUUCUCUACUUUGAGUCUCUGGCUGUUUUGAGGAAGUUACGCACCGAGAACUCACUGGUGCAUCUGUUGACUGCUAAGGAACGAGACAAGGCGAGGUCUGUGUUCCUCGGUCUAGAUCUGGACAACGACGGCAUGAUCACAAGAGCAGAAUGCCGCCAGGCCCAGCAGUCCUGGUUCCAGAAGCUUAAAGACUCUCAGUCCUGCAAUGUGAGUAUAAGUCAUGUUGGCCCCAUAUGUGAGAGCAGUCCAGCCAGCUCUGGCAGCGAUAUGAGCAAGACUGAUGAAAGCAGGCCAGUUACCUGGGCCGACUUUCUAAGAGAGAGUGCCAUCUAUAUUUUGGCUGCUCGGCCCAAUAGUUCUGCCAUGCACAUCCGGCUGCCACUAUAGUCCAGGAUCCUCCACCGUGGCCAGCAGAGAGAGGCACCCUGGUAAAAACCACGACACAGAUGAAUGGGGGAAGUUAGACAUGCUGACACAAUGUCAUGAGAAUGGCAGCUGAGGAAACUGGUUGAAGCACUGAGGGCAAGCAGAUCAAGUCAUCGGUGGAAUCUCUUCUCUUCUGCGUCACCACGACAACACAACAUUGACAACACACAUGAUGACUGACACACUCACGAUGCAAGUGACGAUAACUGUCACAGGUCCCAACUCCAAAUUGUGACAGUUUCCAACACUUUUGAGAGAGAGGAUGGGGAAGUCAACCACCCACUCUAUAUUACUUGAUUUAUUAUGUUUCUGAAAUCAUGUAUCAACACAGAAAGGAAGCAAGGAUAUUCACAGUGGCACUGUGUAAGCUACAUAACACACCUUUUCAAAUGGGUAUGCAUUAAUGUGAGAGGCUGUUACUCUUUCAAACACAGUAUUCAUGUCUUUGGGCCUCAUUGUAUUCUAAUAAUAACGUCAUACUACUGUAAUGGGAUUGUGUUCACCAUCAAAAUUCUCUGUUACACUACAUGAGGGCACAUGCAACUUCAUACUGUUUAAUUUCUGUAAGGAGAUUAAUUCUGCUGCUGCCAUUAUCAUAACAUACACAAAAGAAGAAUGAAAGCUGCGCAUACAGUAUAUUAUAAGAGAACUGCUACACACACCAGUAUAAAUUAUUAUGCAUUAAAAGCUAUAUUUAUUCCUGUAUCCUCUAAUGUAUCCUCUGUUUCUCCCAUUUUCAUCCAAGAACCUGUGUUCUUAAAUACUAACUGUGAGAAGGAAGUAAACAUUAUGGAAAGCUAACCUUGUGUAGUACGCAUUGUUCCUGUUUUGCUCUCAGAACUGCACUAUGACAAGGUGGAAAUACCGCUCCUGCUCUUCUAAUGUUAUUAAUUACACCUUGGGAAUGAGACACAGCACAGACGAAAUGUUGUGAGACGUAAUGUAAACACUGUAAUGAAAUACUGAGAGACAGUGACAUACAGGACUUUUGUUUUUCCUUUGUUGAUAUUCAGACAACAUUAUGGAAUUUCUUUAAUGUUACAGAGUGUACAUGUACUUAAAUGCACAUGAAACUUCCCUUUGAAUCACUGGAAAUAUACUGUAACAAGUAGGACUUUGUGUAGUGUUUAUGCCAUGUAAUGAAGGUUAUAUGCCAGGUCCUUGUAGUGAAUAAAAUAUAGUAAUGAAAUUAAACUUGUUGCUCAGAGGGAUAUGUCACAGUAAUUGAAUAAAUGCAUGGCAUUUCAA